Molecule: messenger RNA, 9542 nt
Organism: Lineus longissimus
Lineage: Eukaryota; Metazoa; Nemertea; Pilidiophora; Heteronemertea; Lineidae
Product: reelin-like
Exons: 50
Coding region: 118-9120 (3000 amino acids)
Biological process (GO): central nervous system development; neuron migration
Molecular function (GO): lipoprotein particle receptor binding
Source: RefSeq, a predicted model, not a curated record
UCUCCAAAUGUGCUGCAAGAGAACUUUGAUCCGAUUCUCACAGACAACUGGUUAUUUUUCCCGGGUGGCAACAUCAAGGCUUCCUGCCGAAGUGAAGGAGCAGCACUUGUAUUUGAUAUGGACGACCAGGAAUAUAACUUGGUGACGACACGUGAUCUGGACAUGGGCACAACCAUCCCAUCGGAUGAAUACAUUCUACUGGAAACCAUGGAGACCUUACCAGAUGGUUGGCUGGUGACAGGAGGCAGCAUUGGCGAAGAGUGUGGCAGGCUGAUGAAGCAGAAAAGCCUCGUCUUCGCGGGCUCAGGCCAGAGGAGAGUCUGCACAGACUAUAUGAACCUCGGAUAUGCUGGGAAUCUGAGAUUUAACUUCACACACAGCCACCCGAACUGCACCCUUGGGAGUACGUUUGGAUCGGACGUUUUCGUUUAUAUAGAAACAGACGACGGAGAGACGGUUGUUGUGGCAACACUUUAUAGCAAGGAUUAUAAGCAACCUACGUUGGUGUCCACAGAAAUCCCAUUAGCUGGUCAAAGGUCAAAUGUCAAGGUCUGUUGGGGUCAGCAUCAUCAUGGCGGCGCUGGUAUGGACGUGUGGGAGAUAGAUCAUGUGACCCUACUGCCACAUCUCCCCAAAACCAUGACGCACUUCGUCCAGUUCAAUCUCAAUCCCAACUGUGAAGACGAGGUUGCUGGAGUGAGUGUUUUAAUGGAGUAUUCCACCAAUCACGGCCGGACUUGGCAUUUACUUCAUUCUGAGUGCCUACCCGGAAGUUGCCGUGGUUCGCCCCAGUUUCUGUCAUCCGAGUACCGACCAAGCGGGAUUAAAAGUUGGAGCCGGGUGUUACACCCGUUGCCUUACACCGCCCUGAAGGAAAACACCCGGUUCCGUUGGAUCCAGGCAGCAGGAGCAAACACCUUAAGUUGGGCCAUCGAUGACGUUUACAUUGGAGUCUGUCCCGGCGGUUGUUUUGGUCGUGGAACUUGUAAUGAGAAUACGUGCAAGUGUGACGUUGGCUACAGCGGGCCUAGUUGUGAGUUAAGUGUCCGACCCGAGCCCACAAUGCUCAUCGACCCGCUACAUGACCUGCCUACCCUCUCUGACGGGAAGUACUCCAGUGUUCAGGGCGGUAUCUUGGGCUAUGACUGCGGGGUGGUCAGCAGUGGGAAGGCGAUUGUGUUCAAUGGUGAGGGAGACAGGCAGUUGGUCACUGUAGAUGUCAACACGGCGCAUAUAAAGUAUGUUCAGUUUACCGUGCGCGUUGGGAGCAGGUCGUCCUCCUGCCCGAGUCCAGAUCAGGCAACCGAGGCGGUCUAUCUGCUCUAUUCGUGCGAUGGUGGUGUGACGUGGCGUUCGUUGAAACACAUGGCUGUGGAAGACCAACACAAUGAACCAAAAAAAGUUAACAUUCGGCUGAAUAAAGGGCUCAGGGAUAAAGUGUGUCGAUUCCGCUGGACUCAACCUCAUCACUCUGGCCAAGGCCAGGAUGUAUGGGCUGUAGAUGAUAUCGCUCUGACUGAUAAACUCUACAACACCAUCAGUGUGGACUUCAGCGAUGUGGUCAAAGUAGGCGAGGUUGCCAGUGUCCAUCUUGGGAAGGUAUCCACAUAUUGUGGAAGGAAUCGUGUGUUGAGUUUCGUGGGCGCACCAAAGGUAGGGGAAUCUCGCUACUUCAGAACUGACCCAGUGAUUAUUGGCCCAUCAUUCAUGCUGCAGUUGGACCUUGUCAUGGCCUGCAGUGACCUCUAUACAAAUGGUAAGAGUUACAACGUCAACUUGGAGUACUCUACAGACCAUGGAAUGAAUUGGCGGCUUGUGACUGAACCCUGUCUACCGCCCAAAGUCUGCCCGGGGGAUUAUGGAAUGGGGACUGUAUAUGAAGCGGUGGAAUAUAAACAGUGGAGGCGGAUCACAGUGCCACUUCCAUCAAACACGUGGUCCGGCUCAACUAGAUUUCGAGUGGUGCAAGAGAGCUGGUCUCCUACCGAAUCCUGGGCCAUUGAUAAUGUUUAUAUCGGUCAGCAAUGUGAAAUGAUGUGUGGUGGUCACGGUGCUUGCAGAGAGGGUGUGUGUAGCUGUGAUGUGGGUUAUGCAGGAGACACUUGCCAACCAAGCGCCCAAGCCAAACCAAAACUUCAUACAGACUUCUCCGCCUUCCCGGCCUUGCGGUCCGACUGGGCUAUGUUGUACGGCGGGGAGGUGGUCAGCAGUGGCCAGGGUUGUGGUCAUGUCUUAUCCGGGGAAUCGCUGUACUUCUUCAAGCAAGGUCCUCGGAUGUUGGUGAGCCAUCCGCUGGACACGCGACAGCUUGACUACCUCAGGUUUUACUUCAAGUCAGGGGGUGUGAGCCUCCAGUGCCAUGGGAUGGAAAGCAGGGACAGACAUGUGCUUCUCCAGUACUCGACGGAUGGUGGAAUCUCAUGGUCCUUACUGGAGGAGCUAGUCGGAGGAAGUGGCGUGACAAGGCUUAUCCACGCGGAGCUUCCCAAACAUGCCAAGACCGGUAACACCAUCUUCCGGUGGUGGCAGCCCUCGCAUGGGCCUGCAGACCAGUGGACGCUUGAUGAGAUAGAUAUCAAUCAAUACCACCGUCUACAAGCAGCGGAGGAUGACUUUGAGAGGAAUGAUAUCUAUGACAACAAGCUGUGGAUGACUGUGACGGAGGGGAUGUUGUCUCCAUACUGCCAGUCACCCGGAAAGGCGCUCGUGCUUAGCAACCAGCAAACAACCAAGAUGGCGCUAACACGUGACCUACUUCUAAAAGAUGGCGACGUCAUACAGUUCAAGAUAAACGUAGGUUGCUCUAAAUCGUUUUCCUUCGAGCACCCUGUCUGGUUUGAGUAUUCUCCAGACAACGGUAAGACCUGGCAGCUGGUAACCGAGUCGUGUUACCCUGACGACCAUUGCCAUGGCAACCACCGAGAGGGGAGUGUUUACUUCAGAGGGACGUACGGAGUGUGGAGCAUGGUAGUUCUUCCUGUGUCGCCCAAAAUGACCACAGGACGCGUGAACCUGCGAUGGCGGCAGGACGGUGAGCAGAUGAUGAGCUUUGCCCUGGAUGAUGUCUACAUAGGUCAUCCCUGCCCGGAGAUGUGUAACAACCAUGGAGUCUGCGUGGGUCGAAUAUGUCAAUGUGAGGUUGGAUACCAAGGCCCUAACUGCACAUCCAAUGAUCAAUACUCACAGAUCAUGGUAGACCGUUUCGACACCUUCUAUCGGCCCGCCUCCGACUGGCAGGUCAUCUACGGUGGCCGGUUAGGAAUGGGUUGUGGUAUUCUUGACUUUGGUCCAUCGCUGUAUUUCAGUGGUGAAGGCUCUCGACAGGCGGUCACUAAACCACUUGAUGCUACACAAACCAAAGUUCUUCAGUUCACUGCAAGAAUCGGAAGUAGGAGCGAGAAACCCGGAUGUAGCAAACCACGUGACCGUAAUGAAGCCAUUGUUGUUGAUUACUCUACAGACCACGGGAUCUUGUGGGAAACUCUAGAUUUACUCGACCCGUUCGCUCUAAGUUCAAGACCUCAGUCAUUCGAUAUUGCUCUCCCGCCCGAAGCAAAGACUGUGAAAACAAUGUUUAGAUGGUGGCAACCGUUAGUUGGGAAAGGUGCUCAUCGUGCCCAGUGGGCAAUCGACAACGUGGUGGUCGGUGUAAAAGAGAACAACAAGGACUCGUUCGAAGAGAACUUCUCCCCAAUCCAGGCGGACGGAUGGUACAGGACGCAGAAUGCCAUUCCCAUGAGGAGCUGCAAUGCCAACGAUAAUGUGCUUUGGUUCAGUAAGAAUGGAUUUGGCGACAGAUACGCAGAGACCUGGGACUACCAAGUCACCGAAUCCAGUCUCUUACAGUUUGACAUCUCCAUGGCCUGCGGGGGACAGUACACCUCGCCUUACGACGUAGGUAUCGAGUACUCAACAGACAUGGGAAGGAACUGGCGCCCCCUGGUGGAAGAGUGUCUACCACCGAGGAAGGACUGUACGGACUACAAGGCUGGGAGCUUCCUGAAGGCCCAGGAACACAGGAAUUGGACGAGAGUUACUUCACUCAUACCACGCGAUGCAGUAUCCCAAGCCACCAGAUUCCGAUGGCGUCAGUAUGGCAAGAGCACACGUGGAAACCUCUGGGCAAUAGACAACAUCUACCUCGGGAACGGCUGUGAGUGGAUGUGCUCUGGACAUGGCUACUGCGCCAAGAAGAAAUGCGUUUGUGAUCCAGGGUAUUCUGGUGAUUUUUGCGUCGCCGCUAAAGCUCUGUCAACCAGCAUCAUCGAGCCAUUUGAUGCGCCACAAAGCAGAGACACCUGGCGGGAGAGUUAUGGAGGCGAGAUCUCAAACAUGUGCGGGACUGUUGUCAGUGACAUGGCUAUGACAUUCCACAAGAGUGGACUCCGUAUGCUCAUCAGCAAAGACAUUGACACCAGUAAAGCCUUACAUGCUCAGUUCAACUUUCGAUUUGGCUGCAACGAGGAAGGGACGUCAUUGCCGGAAGAGAACAUGGUGCUACUGCAGUAUUCUAACAAUGGUGGCAUCUCUUGGGGGACGCUGUCUGACAUCUAUUAUAAUGACCAGGCCAGAGCCAACAAGGGGUUCUACAGCAUUCCACUGCCACCAACUGCGAAACAUAACUCGACCAGGUUCAAGUUUUGGCAGCCCAAGACGGAAGGGCAACUCGUCACUGCGUGGUCUCUAGACAACCUCUUUAUAGGAGGCUCAGAGACGAUGAACCCUAGUGUAGUUUAUGAUACAUUUGAUGGCGAGCCAAACUCUGACCACUGGCUGUUCUGGCCAGGAGGGUCGAUAGGGAGCUUCUGUGACGAAAAAAUGAGACCUGGUUCAGUAAUGACUGGCUCCUCGUCCAUGGUGUUCUACCAGUCUGAGAUUGGUGAGCAUUCCAUCAUGACUCAAGACAUCGACCUCAUGGACAAGACAGUCAUACAGUUUGAGCUAAACAUUGGUUGCAACACCAAACCAACCUCGCUCUACCCGGUUAGCCUGGAGUACUCAACAGAUCAUGGUGUCACGUGGAACCUCAUCAUAGCCCCCUGUACGCAUGCGCCAGGAUCAUGUGACGACAACAUGUAUGAUCCGACUAUUUACUACAGUGGAACAACGGCUUAUUGGAAGCGAGUAACAGUUCCGUUGACUGGUAUCAAACAUUGUGGGACAGCUCGUUUCCGCUGGUACCAAGGCGACUUCACAUCUCCGCGAAACCCUGCUCCGUCCUGGUCCAUAGAUAAUGUCUACAUCGGGAUGAAGUGCGACCAUCACUGCUCCGGUCAUGGGUCGUGUAUAAACGGGCUGUUCUGCCAGUGCGAUGAGUUCUUUCAGGAGGGACCUACUUGUAGACCUAGUCUACUCUUGCCUCGUUACCUUAAAGAUGACUUUGAAGGAAUAGGCGUAGACACCGCUAAGUGGUUGGUCCACACUGGGGAGGUGUCGGGCUACUGUGGUGAUCUCUUCACAGGCUCCAGCGUAUACUUCCAUGGAAAUGGUGACCGAGUUCUCACCACUAGGGAUCUGGAUCUUACAUCAGCGAGGUUCAUCCAGUUCUACCUGAGACUUGGUUGCAGACCGUCCUUGCUGUCUCUCCACGAACCCCCUGUCCUACUGCAGUUAUCAACCAAUGGUGGCAUCACUUGGCAAACUUUAGAGACAUUCACCUUCAAAGUGACCGAUGUCCAGUACGUAUCCAUUGAAUUUCCCGAUGGCGGCAGGGGUAACGCAACUCGAGUGAGAUGGUAUCAGCCCUCUGCUGCUGGCGUGUUUACAAGAGAUUGGGCCAUUGACCAGGUGUACAUUGGCGGUGAUACGAGGGGAAUCGACGUCCUCAACGACGAGGAUUCACCAGAGUCUGACUUCUACUGGCUGAUGGUACCGGGGAGCAAGAAGGAAGUGGUAUGCGGGUCCGCCCAAAAAGCCAUGCAUUUCUUUGAAGCAGGCCGCAUGAGGUAUGCAGUGACCACUGACCUGUUGGUGACGGAGAGUACAUACGUAUAUGCAGAGAUCAGCCUCGGGUGUGAAGAGGGAGGGGACACGUGUUUUGCUGUGCAUCUCGACUUCUCCAUGGACAUGGGGAAGACCUGGCGGCCCGUUCUUACUGACUGUUUCCCCUCCAAGACCAAUUGCACAACCUUCUAUCAUGGCAGUGUGUUCAACUCAGAUGUCUACACUGGAUGGAACAGGGUAGUGAUACCUCUCCCUCAAACCACCGGGUCAAAAGCAACACGCUUCCGCUGGAUGCAGCCUGGUGGUUUUAAAACUGCUGAUACGUGGGCCAUAAGGAAUGUGUACAUCGGUAACGAAUGUCCGUAUGCCUGCCUUGGUAGGGGAAGGUGCCGUGCUGGUCACUGCAGAUGUUAUGGCAGCUGGCAUGGCAUCUCCUGUCAACUCAGAAAGACCCCGUUGCCAACCUUUCUCAGAGAACACUUCAAUGAUAACCAGCUUGGAACUGAUUGGAUGAAGGCAGUUGGUGGUCAACCAUCUCACAAAUGUGGCCAUCUGGCAUCAGGAACAGCUAUGCAUUUCACUGGGGGUUGUUCGCGCCAACUGGUCACGAGAGACCUCAAUCUGACCUCGGCCACAUUCCUUGAGUUCCACUUCAGACUUGGCUGUCUGUCUCUUCCCACUGAGCGAGACCAUGGGGUCCUGGUCGACUACAGCACUGAUGGUGGCACACACUGGCAUCUCCUCACUGAACUCUACCACACUCAGUACAGGAACCCAAGCUUUGUCUCGCUGAAGCUGCCAGGUAAUGCCAGGAUGCUGGGCACUGUGGUGCGGUGGUGGCAGCCGAGGAAUACCGGGCCAUCUGGAGCAGACUGGGCGAUUGACAACAUAUUUAUAGGAGGCCAUCAGCAACUAAAGACGAGCUUGACCUCUGACUUCUCCACUGGUGAUGCUGAUUGGCUGCAGAUGGACAAUGCAAAUUUAGGGCCAUUUUGUGGAUCUGAUGAAGCCCUAACAGCCACGCCGGCAAAAAGAGAAAACGCUUCACUGGUUACAAACGAUGUUAAAAUAGAAGACGGUUAUAUGCUGCAGUUUAAUCUAAGUGUUGGUUGUAAUGCUCCUUGGAAUAGAAGUAUAUCACCAAUUGUUUUGGAGUAUUCGACAGAUUUUGGUUUGACGUGGAGUUACCUUGUUCGCGGAUGUUCUGGCUCUAGCGGAGUCUGUGCUGGACAGGAGGCGCCACCUAGUGUGUUCUUCAACCACAAAGGAUGGAAGUUAUAUACGUUUGCUCUUGAGGGUCGUGUAAGAUCUAGUAACACCCGAUUCCGUUGGAAGCAAGUGGAUCUUCUCCAUGGAUCCUCAGAGCAGCAGCAGUCAUGGGCCAUUGAUGAUGUGUAUGUCGGCCGAGCUUGCUCCUCCUACUGCAGUGGGCAAGGCCGAUGUGACUUUCCAUCGUGUGUGUGCGAAGACGGGUUUGUGGGUGAAGACUGCAGGUUAUCUUCAGGUCGAAAGGAGACUAUUUUGGAAGAUUUCCAUUCCGGGCUAUUAGACAGAGACUCGUGGCUGUUAGUUCAAGGGGGCGAUGUGGGAGUGCCUUGUGGGCCUGGCUUGACUUCUCCCUCACUCGUGUUCAGCGGCGCUGGGAUAAGACUGGUGCAGUCACGGACCUUGGAUCUUAGAAAUGGUCGGUACGUCCAAUAUAUCGCUCAGAUUGGUGGUAACAGCCAGGCAGCCGGAUGCAGCCCACCUACCUCAUCCGAAGACAGUGUUGUCUUCCAGUAUUCAACGAAUGGAGGCAUCUCAUGGAGGACAAUUCACAUCUUGGAGCCAAGCGGCUAUGGUGUCUCCAGGAGAGACUACAUCGUGCUGCCACCAAGUGCUAGGACCCACUCAACCUCAUUCCGGUGGUGGCAGGCUGUCCAAUCUGACAGUCAACUUCCGGUCACGUGGGCUAUCGAUGACGUCAUCAUAGGAGGCCAGGAAAUCAACCCCAGUACCCUGUAUAACGAUUUCUCCGAAGAGUCUCAUUUAGAUUUGGAGUUCUUCCCGAAUGGCCGUGUAGAGGGAGCUGUGUGUAACCGUCCAGGAAUGGCGAUGGUAUGGGAGAAAACGACUGGCGCGAAGAUGGUCACUACACGACCUCUUAUUGUGCAACAUGGCCAUAUCAUACAAUUUAAGCUUAGCAUUGGAUGUACGGAGCUUCAUUCUUCUGCUGCGUGCUACCGAGGGGGCGAUGUGAGGCUGGAGUACUCGAGGCAUCCAUCGGAUGACACCUGGCGACUCGUCAAACCGGUCUGUCUUCCUGGUACGUCAUCCGAUUUCAGCUGCCAGCCGUACAUGUACCACAGUGGUACGGUCUUCACGGCGGAUCGGUAUCGAACGUGGAGAAGAGUCACGGUAGUAGUGCCUCCUCAGGUAUUUUCAAGUUCGGCUCGUAUCCGCUGGCGACAAGCUCGCGAUGAUAUCGAGACUGUGUCGUGGUCGAUAGAUGAGAUUUAUGUGGGGGAGGGCUGCCCCCAGCAGUGUAACGGUCGUGGCCAGUGUGUGGAAGGAGCAUGCAGGUGUGAUCGCGGAUACGUAGGCGACACAUGUGUGCCAAUGUUGAUGUCCCUAAUAGCGAACAUGCUGGAGGGUUUCGAGGCUGGAGUGACGUCAGCGUAUUGGGAGUCGGUGAUUGGUGGAGGUGUUGGGAUUGGCUGUGGCAUCCUGUUGCCACACUCUCACGGAAAGACGCUAUAUUUCAAUGGAUGUGGUUCAAGGCAGGCCGUGACCAGAGAGCUCGAUACUUCACAAUCAACAAAAAUCAUGUUUGUCUUACGCGUCGGAAGUGUGGAACAGAGCGACACCUGUCAUCUGAACUUGAACACAAACACGACCAACAAGGCGGUACUACUGCAGUAUACCACUGACAAGGGCAUCUCGUGGCAUCUACUCGCCUCCCAUGACCCGAUGCAGUAUAUCCGGCCGCAGAAGGUCUCCUAUGACCUCCCGCAUGAAGCUAUGGCUCGGGGUGUUCAGUUCCGGUGGUGGCAGCCGGUCCAUGAUGGGUUUGGCCAUGAUCAGUGGGCGAUAGAUUAUGUGGAAGUUGUGAGGAUGAACCAAGCGGCGAUGGUUCACCAUAGGGGUGUCCCGAGGAGGCGGCAAGACACAAUGAACCCCUUUCUACCCUACAGAUGAUACUUCAGGCCAUAAGACAGCAUGCCUUUUGCCAAUGAUGUGGUCUUUAGAUGUGCAGCACACUGUCUUGUUGGUAUAAAAUAUGGAUGCACUUUAUAAGAACUUUCGGGAUAACUUGUUUUGCUAAGAUUUUGCAUAAUAUGACCCUGUUAGUUCCUGAUGCUUUACGAGGGGUCUGAGUCAAUUACAGCUGGUGGUGUCCGGCGUUCCGCAGGCUUUGUGGUUAGUUACACUCGCCAAGUCUAUAACAUACGUCAAUGUUAACCGGAUGCCUGUUCUCUCGCGUUCGUAAGAAUUUCUUGCUUUCGUGGAAACCAAGUUACUCAACGACGGGAAUUUAACAGUAAUUUGCGAUGCAGUAAGCUUAUAAUUGAUGUAGUGCACUCUAAAAUUGACAAAGUAACUAUUGAAUAAAACGUAUA